GCGGGGGCGGGGCGCCCCGCCGGGACUAGCGCUCGGCUCGACGGCGCGGCCGCUCUGACGGCGCGGGGAGCUCGGGGAGCGCGGCGGGCGAAUUGGAUUCUACCAGAUCAUAGAGAUCGUGGGUGGUGCUGCAUGUAUCUUUGGAGAUGAACUUCUCACAAGUGGCCUAGAUCCAUGCGUUCGUUCGCUGAUGUCCAGCUGGUUACAUCAGGAGCUUACUUGGCGAAGUGCCUGAGACUCGCAGCAGUGACUGAAGUCAGAAGGAGCUGACUUCUGAAUUUACAAGAUUGGGCUUAGGACUGCCUUCCCCAGAGGACUCCAAGGAGUUUAUGGAGCAUUCCAGGGAUAUCACAGGAGAAAACACUGAGGAAAUGAAAAGCAGGAUGAAAGACCGGCUAAACGAGCUGCGUGAAUUUGCCAGGUUACACAACCCCGAGUUUUCUGAUAGUGAGGAGGAUGAAAAUUCACCCCGCGACAUUCUCCUUUAUGAGACUGAUUAUGCCUUGGAAACUCUUCAUAAAGAUAUACAGACCAUCCGGACAGAAAAUGACCUCCUAAAAGAGGAUGUCAAGCGGCUCAAAAAGCAAAACAGCCGCUUCCUUACUUCCAUGCGCCGUCUCAGUAGCAUCAAACGAGAUACUAAUGGUAUUGCCAGAGACAUCAAGGCCCGUGGAGAAAGCAUCCACAGGAAACUCCAAAUAAUGAGAGAUUUCAGCGAAGAUGCAAUAACAAAAUACGGGAUUAUGUCUGUCAUUGCCAGGGUAGCAAAGAACCACUAUGUGGACCUCAUGCACGCCUUUCAGGAAGCUAUGUUUGAAUACAACGCAACGGAGAUGAACCAACGGGAGAACUGCAAGAUUCGAAUUCAGCGGCAGCUAGAGAUCAUGGGCAAAGACGUUUCUGGCAACCAGAUUGAGGAGAUGAUUGAGCAAGGCAAGUGGGAUGUCUUCUCUGAGAACCUCUUGUCUGAUGUUAAGGGGGCUCGCUCAGCCUUGAAUGAGAUAGAGACACGUCAUAAGGAGCUGGUGAAGUUAGAAAGUCGCAUUAAGGAGGUUCACGAGCUCUUUCUGCAGGUGGCCCUGCUGGUAGAAGAACAGGCAGACACCUUUGACGUCAUUGAGAUAAAUAUGCAAAAUGUUGAGGACUACGUAGGAGACGCCAAAGAACAAGUAAAAAAAGCUUUAGAAUACAGAAGAAAACACCCUCUACGAACAAUCCUUUGCUGCUGCAUAUCAUGUUGCCGAAGGUGACUAUCCUACUGAAGCUAUCACGGACCAACUUGAAUGUCUUCAAAAUCAGAUAUUCUUUACAAUGAUUUUUCUUUAAUGACAACCCGUAGAAGCAUGGGGGCUAUUGUGCAGUUGUUUGUUUUGUUUUGUAACUUGUUCCUAAAUGUGCUUAAAGGUAGUUCUAUUUAUGGGCUACUAGAAAUGUCGGUAAAGCUAUUUUUAAUUAUUUUUAAUUGAAAUGCAUUCUCUGGCUGUAACUAGAGGUGCAACUAUUUAGAAGAUCUCAGUGCAAUGAUACUUGUUUCAGGCAAGAAAGAGGAAUGAAGGAUGGGCUAAUAACUUAGCCUGGGGAAGAUGAGAAAUUUGAAGAAGCAACCUUAUUAUUCAAAGUGGUCUGCAGGCAGUGCAUACUUAAUGCCUGUGGUGACAGGAUACACCACAGAAUCAGGAGGUUUGAAUUUUAACUAGUUUGGAGCCUGCUUGUUGCAAAUACUUGAACAGAUUUGUGCUCUGCUCGUGCGACAAAAUACUGAGCGUGUUAGCAGGAGCAGGACACAGAACCCGUUUCUGUCCCUGGAAGUGUUCAAGGCCAGGCUGGAUAGGGCUUUGAGCAACCUGGCCUAGUGGGAGAUGUCCCUGCCCAUGGCAGGGGGUUGGAAUUAGAUGGUCUUUAAGGUCCCUCCCAACCCAAACCAUUCUGUGAUUUCCUUCUGUUACUGGGCUUAACAGAAGAAGGCUGCACCUUAAAACAUAAUAGGUGUAUUUUGCUCAGUUUGUGUGCAAGUGAUUGCUUUUGUCCAUUUUGAGCACCCACACUGCAACAUUGAGGCAUCUCACCGACUCUUAUGAAUUAAGCUACUGAUAAACUAAAUUUCAAACCUGCUGUGCUCUUAGUCUUUAAAUACAUUUUUCUGCCAAUUAACAGGUCAGUCAGUAGAAGAGAUACAUGCAGUGGCCCUCUUUAAAUGCACCCACAAGGAAACAACAGCUGGGGGUUAGAGAAAGCGUCUAAAGAGUCUUCUGUGCUUGUACGUACACACAAGCAGUUUUAGUGGAAGGAUUAUCCUGUCAAUGGACUUCUAAUAAGCAUUGAUUUUAAUAUGGACAUUUUGUAUAUAUUUUAUAUAACAUGAAGUAUUAAAUUUAUUAACAUCCACUUUGACUGUUAUACAAAAACUAAGGCUCUUCUCCCGUUAUUAGAAAUCUCCACCUGGGAAAGAAAAUAGAAUUUGGGUGUAUUCUUCAGUAUACCCAAAGAAUAAAGGAAACAACAUUUUAAUGUCAUUUCAGUACUCUUUUGAAGCUUAAAAAUAAUCUCUCCUUUUGUGUAAGGAGAGUCUGCCUGCAGUUGGUUUGGCAUACGAGGAGGGAAAAGAAAAUUUGCCGCCCUGGAAACCACUGAGCAUUGUCAGUGAAGUAUGUAUUCAUAAGGUCUGGGGAGCGAUUAUAGCUCCUACUUCUGGAAGUUUUCCAACUAUGAUAUUUCUAAGUGGCUUCCUGAUACACUGUGAUUUAUUGCUAUCCUUUGAAUUAAUGCAGGACAUUUUUUCAGAAGUUAGUGACUUUUUUUUUUACUCUGAUUGUAUUUAUACCUAUUUUAACAAACAUAUUUAAACAUUUCAAGUAUUUUGUAUUUGGGAUUUUUACUUGGAAGAUGUGCAUAGCCACCUUCCCGCACCAAUCACAACAAAACUUUUUCCUUCUGAUCUUUUGCACACUAAUUUUAUAUGUGAAAAAAAAAACAACACCCAAACAUUUCGUACUAUUUAUAUUGAUAUU
Cygnus atratus (black swan) is the source of this 3008-nucleotide messenger RNA. It is a transcript of the gene STX11, whose product is annotated as syntaxin 11. The transcript has 4 exons. Bases 330 to 1250 code for a protein of 306 amino acids. Gene Ontology annotation, biological process: intracellular protein transport; exocytosis; synaptic vesicle fusion to presynaptic active zone membrane. Gene Ontology annotation, cellular component: endomembrane system; plasma membrane; presynaptic active zone membrane. NCBI's taxonomy places the organism in Eukaryota, Metazoa, Chordata, Aves, Anseriformes, Anatidae. The record is from RefSeq and is a predicted model, not a curated record. Gene Ontology annotation, molecular function: SNARE binding; SNAP receptor activity.